UGGUGGCAGUUGGUCGAUUAGUUAAUUGUGCGCGCCAUGCCUACCAUCGCGUAAACACAGCGUCGCGACGUCACAAACGCGAUUUCAUCUCUCUCUCUCUCUCUCUCUCUCUGGAUAAAACGCGACGUCGCGCGUCACGUUUCGCAUCGUAGUGCGCUCUCACGUUCGGUUAUGCCGUGCGCGUAAAAUCGGCGAGAAGAUUAAAAUGUCGCUGCACUUGGCUGACCGAAAUCUGCUGACAAACAGGUGAAGAUGGAAGAUGAUGCUGACCUAAGGGAACAAUUGUUUCACAACACCGUGCGAGAGAGCAUCAUAUUCCUGCUGCUCUUCCUGCUACUGUAUAUCACGAGUCACGCGCUGAUCGAGCGUUUCAGACGGCGCGAUCGCGAGGACUAUCUCUCAGUGGACGAGGAUGAAGCCACCGUGUACAAAAUCAGUCACAGUCUCUGCACGGUCGCGCUGGCGGUUUCUAUCGGCGCUACACUCCUCCUUCCGGUGUCGAUCGCCAGCAACGAGGUGCUCAUCCUCUACCCGAACAGCUACUACGUCAAGUGGCUCAACAGCUCCCUCAUCCAAGGUCUGUGGAAUCUCGUGUUCCUGUUCUCCAACGUAUCGCUCUUCGUGUUUCUGCCCUUCGCGUACCUCUUCACGGAGUCGGAAGGUUUCAUGGGCCACAAAAAGGGCGUGAUGGCGAGGGUGUACGAGACACUGACUGUUCUCUUUCUGCUGGGCACUCUCGUACUAGGAAUGACGUACGUGCUAUCUGCCCUCCUAGACUAUCAAAACUCGAGUUUGCACACAUUGCUCAAUUUAUGGAGUUACUAUUUGCCUUUCCUGUACUCCUGCGUCUCGUUCGUCGGCGUUGUGAUGUUGUUACUAUGUACUCCCGUGGGAUUCGUGCGACUGUUCGGUGUCGUCGGAUCUUUUCUGGUUAAGCCUCAGUUUCUGAAGAACUUGGACGAAGAGUUCUACGCUUACAGGCUGGAGGAGGAUUGCAUCCGCCGGCGUUUGCAGCAUGUGAAAGCGACUGGCAAGUCGUACGUGUCACCGGUGCCGAUGUCUCCGCCGGGUUGCGGCUCGUUGACGGAGGAGGACGAGCCGUUGCUGAGCGUGAAUCCGAGUCUGAUGUGUCUCAGGAAUGGUGCUUUGCAGAAAGGCCUCGCCGAGAGGCUAGAAGACAUUCAGAGACAACGGCAGCUGUUGGACCGGCAGAGGAGCACGUGGUGGGUCAGGCGUACGCUGUUCUACCCGCUGGCGAUGCUGGCUCUGCUUGUCUUGUCUACCGCCACCGCUCUGCUGGCAGUGCAGAACACACUGGAGCUGCUGAUAGGCAUUAAAGCGCUGCCUCUGAGCACAAGGCAAUUUACACUCGGCAUCAGUUCACUGUCGAAGCUCGGACCCAUCGGAGCGACGAUUGAAGUGGCGGUGAUUCUGUACUUGGCCGUGACCAGCGCGAUCGGCUUGUACGCGCUGCCAGGCGUGAGAAGGGUACAGCCGAAGUUGCACUCGACGCAGCUCACUCAUCUCAUCGCGAAUUGCGCCCUCCUGCUCGUUCUCAGCUCAGCGUUACCGCUGUUAUCGCGAAUACUAGGAAUGACGAACUUUGAUCUGCUCGGUGACUUCGGGCGCAUCGAGUGGCUGGGCAACUUCAAGCUCGUGCUUCUCUACAAUCUGAUCUUCGCGACCGCGGCGAUCGGUUGCCUGGCCACCAAGUUCAGCGCUACCGUGCGCAAGGAGAUCUACGCCCGGCUGAGGAGCAGCCUGCUCGGCAUUUUCAGAACGGACGCGAAGAGAGGCUUGUCAGGGAUGUUUUCUACAAAGGAAGAUUAGACUGAUUUAGAUUGUAAUUAAUAAGCGGAGAGAGAUGAGACGCCGGGACCUUGCGAAAGUUUUCCUGGUUUGCGAAAGAUAUACUUGUAGGGAAUUACAAGAUGUUUCUCGCGACUCAAGUCGGAGAGCUCCCGACACGCGCGGUGUGAGACUCCGGAAGGGUGCUGACGCGAAGGACCACCGCGGAUGAUCGUCGCGGAUGCUCCUCGAUCAUUUUCUUGAAUGAUACUUCUCGAUCGCUCGCGGAAAUAUUCACUCCGGAAACUCCUCGUCCGCGCGCGAGUUUCCCCGACGAAGCUAUAAUUACGACGUCGAGAAUUCCGAUUGAUUCACUGAGAGAGAGAGAGAGAUUCAAUUCUUGAAUCCGUAUUACGUCUCGAAACUAGUUUCGAUGGAAACGCGAUUAAGUACAAGUCUUGGUCGGUUAGAUCGUUCGCGCGUUUAAGCCUCGGGCGAUCUUCGCCCAGACUGUUGGAUAUUCCCCAUUGAUUUAUAUUCGGCCACAAAGGCCACGACGUCUGGAAUCCUGAAAUUCGGAAUCUCGCGGCCGAGAGAAUUUCGUUCGGCAAUCCCCGUUCGUGUCUGCGCGCGAACUCCCUCAUCUCGAUAUCCCCGGAGUUCUUCUCCCGCGCGUUCGAAUCCGCAGCCGAUCCAAAAAGCUGUUAUCACAUUCGACAGCCAACGAAACUUUCGUAAGAGCCUAAAGUUUGUCGUUUAAAAACGAUCAAGCAAAUGUUAUAGCAAUUUUUUGGUCGUUACAAUAACAACAUGCGAGGCCAGUUAGGACAUGUCAGACGAGGAUGUGACAGGGAUGUCACGUCCGUGAUGCGUAUAAGCCUUAUAUACGAUACACUUUUUUCUUCUUUUCUUUUUUUUUUAUUUAUUACGUUAUGUUACUCUUACUAGUUUUAAGUAUAUUAUAGCUGAGUCGAGCUGUAAUCAGCUCGUCGUGGAAGCGGACGUGUGUAUGUUGUAAUAUGGAAGAAUCGAUUCAUACGCGUUGCCGAAACGUACGACUUCGAAUACGCACCCAAUGAGCGCAUAUGCGGGAUGAUGCCCACCAAAGAAAUUUCAAUACCGACGUGGACGAUUCUGCGAGGGGAAUCGUCGUCGGUAGACGAACAUUUGAACUCGGUCUAUCAAAUUUUACGAUUUUCGGUCUCUCGUUACGAUUAAAAAAAUUAUAUAUAUAUGCAUAUACUCAUAUAUAUAUAUAU
Messenger RNA from Dinoponera quadriceps, 3047 nucleotides. RefSeq names its product protein LMBR1L (gene lili). The coding region runs from base 253 to 1830 and encodes 525 amino acids. NCBI's taxonomy places the organism in Eukaryota, Metazoa, Arthropoda, Insecta, Hymenoptera, Formicidae. The transcript is spliced from 9 exons. Gene Ontology annotation, molecular function: transmembrane signaling receptor activity. Gene Ontology annotation, biological process: signal transduction. The record is from RefSeq and is a predicted model, not a curated record.